Messenger RNA from Polypterus senegalus (gray bichir), 2641 nucleotides. Its product is annotated as B2 bradykinin receptor-like. Lineage: Eukaryota; Metazoa; Chordata; Cladistia; Polypteriformes; Polypteridae. Gene Ontology annotation, cellular component: membrane. Gene Ontology annotation, molecular function: bradykinin receptor activity. The record is from RefSeq and is a predicted model, not a curated record. The transcript has a single exon. The coding region runs from base 1179 to 2216 and encodes 345 amino acids. Gene Ontology annotation, biological process: neutrophil chemotaxis; vasoconstriction; immune response.
UGCAUGUGGUAGUUGUGUUACAGCUAUAAAGAUAACGAAGGUAACACAAAAAAGGCAGUGUUCAAAGCCACUGCACCAUUACUGUCUUGUGUUUUAAUGCAGUUUAUGCCACAAAAUCAUAAAAAAACUACAGUAAUAUCAAAGACUACAGAACUGCUCUUCUGUGCCACACUUGUUCAGACUUUCUAAAUGCUAGGACAGGGCUAUGUCAAAUCUACUGAGUGACCAGAAUGUCUUACAACAUGGCAAAUGGUGUUUAUUUGCCCAAAGAUUCAAGAUGGAAGGUGACCAGAACACCAUGGCCUUUUAUUGUAUUACCAGUUCACAUGUUGGAAAGGUAUCAGAUCAGAUAUCAGAUCCAGUGGAAGAUGUACUGCCAAACCUAACUGGAGGAGGUAAAGGUGCUUCAAAACAUCUUCAUAUAAAUCUAGACCCACAAUAAGUCAUAAAUAGAAAGACACAUUGAGUGUUACUGAGUUAGAGAAGUUAUAUUCAUCACUGUACAAACCAUGACUAAUUUGGAUACCCAACAAUGUUAAAAGUUGCACCCUUAAGAGAGUGAAACUCUUUAUAAAUGGGGAUACCUCAAGUGGAGGGGUGUCACAUCUACUGUAUCUCAGUUGUUUUCACAGUGCUCAACUGAAGAUUGUACAUUGCACAUCAACUAGCCAGGCAGUUGGCCAAAAACCAAUGCAGUAAAUGUCCUUAGCUUUCCAAGAAAUUCCUGAAUGUUUACAGUAGAAUAAAAGUAAAUCAACAAUCAUCAAAGCCAGGAGGAAGUGUGGGGGCAUAGGCAGGACAGACCUGUGUCCAAUAAGUUAGACUAUAAACCACAAGUCUUCUGGUUCCCCCACCUCCACCACUGACUCACAGUAUGAUUAGCUAAUACCCCGUUGUAGCAAUUUGGAAACGGUUUCAUUGCAGUUAGUGGUAUGCAUUGAUUUGGAUAAAAACACCAACUAAAAUAAAUGAAAUUUGCAAAGUUUAUAGGUUCAAUCAGUUGACAGACCCCAGAACCUGAAGAAGCCCUCUAAGAAUUUCAUGAUGGAGCAUGGCCAUUACAGAGGUUUCCAAAUGUCUCAGAACAAGUCUAUUUUAUGUAAUGUGUGGAGAAGUUAGAAAAAUACUAAAGUGUACUCAAGUGUACUCAUUGCUUGCUUUCUUUUAACAGCUUCAGAAUGGUGACUGGUACAACUGAAGAUGUCAAGCUCACACCAAAUAUUACGAAUUACUCAUUUAACGGAACUGUUGCCAACUUCAGUGAUUGUUCCACUUCUUCAGUGGUGUGGGAGUGGAUCUACACUGUCCAGCCUGCUUAUUUGGCGUUGAUAUUCAUUCUGGGUAUUAUAGGAAACACCAUGGUAUUGUAUGUGUUUUGUUUGCACAAGAAACGCUGCACUGUACCUGAUAUUUAUCUUGGGAAUCUGGCAGCAGCGGACUUAAUAAUGAUAUUGUGUUUGCCAUUCUGGUUUGUGACAGUCAUCAACAGGUUGAACUGGGUUUUUGGAGCAUUUCUUUGCCGAAUGGUCAAUGUGGUCAUUGUCAUGAAUCUGCACUGCAGCAUCCUGUUUCUGAUGCUAGUUAGCAUGGACCGGUACCAAGCAUUAGUGAACUCCUUGUCAUCACGAAAAAUGCGACAAACCUCCAGUGCCAAGAUCAUAUGUUUUGGCAUCUGGAUUUGUGGCCUUCUCUUAAGCUUGCCUGUAAUGCUCUUUCGCACUGUCAAGUACAUAAAAGAAAUGAAUGCUAAUAUCUGCUAUCUUCAUUUUCCCUCUGAAGAAUGGAAAGUCAUCCACAAUUUGAUAUUUAGCCUAACUUGCUUUCUCCUGCCUGCUCUGGUAAUCACAUUUUGCACUUAUCAUAUGAUAAAAGCUCUAAGACAUAAUGACAUGAAAAGGCUGAGUGUGGAGAGAUCAGAGAAGGCCGCUGUUUUGGUCUUGAUUGUGCUCCUGGCCUUCUUCUGCUGCUGGGUGCCAUAUCACAUAUUUAAACUACUCGACACCCUUCAUUUUUACAAUCUGCUGCCUGGGUGCCUUUGGGAGGAUGUCCUUGACCUUGGCAUUCAGAUUUCUGCAUAUCUGGCCUACACCAACUGCUGCCUCAAUCCAAUCUUGUAUGUCAUUGUGGGGAAGCACUUUAGGAGGAAAGCCAAAGAUACUUUUUGGCAAAUAAUCAAACACAGGAGCAGCCAUUCCAAGGAUUGUACACUCCACUGAAAACCAGUAACACCAAUGUGACAAAGCACUGUCAUUUAUGCACUACUAACUGGGAGAUACUUGAAGUAAUAGCUGCUAAUGAGAAUUAUCUCAACUGUUAGAUCUGACAGAAGACCUUCAUUUGAAAAAACAGGUAAUACUAGAUGAUUAGCGGAACAUAUUUAAUGUUAGAGAAGCAUUGAAUUUUUAAGGUACUUUACUCUACAGUCAUAUGAGCUAUGACCUCCCAGUUCCAGUGCUUACCACCCAGUAUAUUUCUUACCAUGUAGCAAAUUAGCUAAUAAUCACUAAUUGACAUGUCAAAUUAGCAAGUAAUCUGUUAAUUAAACUGUUUUAGUGUUCAGAACGGUUAAGCCUGUGGACCAAGGUUAUUAUAGUUAACGAAAACUAAAAUCAAAACUGAAAUAAAAUAAUUAACAAAACCG